UCGUCGCUCUCAAUUGUUCAAUUCGCCCAGUGAAACACAGAGCCCUCUCUCUUUUCCUAGAUCAUUCUUUCAAAAGGAUAAGAAAAAUAACCCUCUUUUUCGUUGUCAAAUUCUUCAAAUUUCUCAUACCAAUUGCUUAAAUUCUUCGUUUUGUCCCUCACCUUGACCACCCGUUUGCUCUUAUUUCUUCUUCAUUUCCGCAGCGUGUUAUUGUUCGAGCGUCGUUUCGAUUUUUAGGGUUUUUUUCGCUUUGGAGUCAGUGAAGAGGGCGAACCUACAAAACCCUUUUGUGGUUUUUCAUCAAGCUUCUGGAAACAGCGAUACCGACGGUAAUUGCUUUUCACAUGGAAGUAAAGUCUUAAAAAAGGGCAGUUUCAUUGUUGAUUAGCACAUUGGGCAGUCUAUUCAAGGUUUAUGCCUGUUAUCUAACUACACGGUGGCAUGGAGACGCAAAUUCAUCUACUUGAGCAGGAAGCUUAUUGUGCUGUAUUAAGGGCUUUUAAAGCUCAGUCUGACGCAAUUACUUGGGAAAAAGAAAGCUUGAUAACAGAACUGCGUAAAGAAUUGAGGGUAUCUGAUGAUGAACACAGAGAGCUACUGAACAAGGUCCAUAAUGACGAUACCAUCCGAAGGAUAAGGGAUUGGAGACAGGGAGGUGGAGGCCAAGUUCCCAGACAUGUAUCUGCUCAGUCUGUUGAUGUUCUUCCUAGUCCUACUUUCUCAGCUUCCCGGAAAAAACAGAAGACUUUCCAGUCUUACCCAUCAAUUGGUUCUACCGGAAAUAGGUCAUUCAAUAAUCGUGUCGUAUCCGGUGCCAUUUCGACAAAUGAGCCCGCUGAAGCGCUUGUCGGUAGAAAAGUAUGGACAAAAUGGCCUGAAGACAACAACUUCUAUGAAGCAGUAAUUACCCAAUACAACACAGAUGAGGGUCGACAUGCACUGGUAUAUGAUAUAAACACAGCAAGUGAGACUUGGGAAUGGGUUGACCUUAAAGAGAUUCCACCGGAAGAUAUCAGAUGGGACGGGGAGGAAGCGAGGGCGACUUUUAACGUAGGGCGCAGAGGUGGGCCAGUCCGAGGGAGUCGGAGAUCUCAAAGCCACGAUGGCGGUAGAGGGAGAGUUCCUUCGAAAACUCAGCCUAGGAGAGAGCAACAACAUUUACCAUCACAAAAUGGUGGUGGAGGCGGAGAAAAGUUCUCCGACGAUAUCGAAUUGUUCAACACUGAUGCACUUGUGACCGAGGUGGAGAGGGUAUUGGAUAAAACACAUCCCGACCCUUUGGAGCUCGAGAAAGCCAAGAAAAUGCUAAAGGAACAUGAACAAGCUCUUGUUGCGGCCAUUGCAAGGCUCGCCGAUCCUUCUGAUUCCAAAAGCGAGGGAGAACAACCGUAUCCGCAAGAGCUGCCAGUGCAGAGGGAUAACGUCUAGUAAGGAGGAUGGGGAGAGAGACGAGGAAUCAAUUCUUCUCAAUCACAAGCAUGAUGUCUCAACGUUUUCCUCUUUUGUGUCCCUCGAGUUCUUGGAUUCGAAUCCAGAAGGGUGCUGGGCAGAUGGAAGACGAUUGUUUUGUUAGUUGUGAUUCCUAAUGUAUGAAAGAUGUUAUAGGAUUGGCUGUAGGAUUUUUACCCUGUAAACAUGACGAUGCUUUCAAGUACAACAACUUGUGACCA
Molecule: messenger RNA, 1670 nt
Organism: Tarenaya hassleriana
Lineage: Eukaryota; Viridiplantae; Streptophyta; Magnoliopsida; Brassicales; Cleomaceae
Product: protein EMSY-LIKE 1-like
Exons: 10
Coding region: 442-1428 (328 amino acids)
Biological process (GO): defense response to fungus
Cellular component (GO): nucleus
Source: RefSeq, a predicted model, not a curated record